AUGACUAGGGCGAAGCGAGGUCUGAAGACAUAUGGAACAGGUGGAAAGACAAACUUGCUACCGUUUCCCUGUUUGAGAAAUAACUCAUCAACAUCUCUGGAGCAGUUUACACAAGCGGCAGCGACAGGAUCACUGGCAAACAUCCAGCUUACGCUAAGACGCUCUCUAUACCGACUUCAGCACGGCACAGCUCCUGUGCCUCCCUGGGAUGAUUUCGACGUCGUGAAAGCGACAACGGACAUCUUUGAGCAAUCAAUAAACAAAAGGGCUCGAAUCGAGUUCGCCCCUUGGCAAUGCUUUACCUGGGUGAAAUGGUAUGUUCUCGCGGUGUUCCUAGCUGAGCUUGGUGGACCUGGCCAAGGCCCGGAAAUCGAUCACUCUGACCUCGUCGCGCAGAGAACCUUUGCGAAUUACUCCCAGACUAUGGCCGACAGCGAGUCUGGAGUGCUUUGGAGGCCCAUAGCGAAGCUGCUGCGUCGGGUAGAGAGGCUGAGAGGGACUGUGGUCAGAGGAGUGCCUGGUCAAUGCUCAUUGGCUACCGAAGCUCCUGAAGUGAACGGAUUUGAGUUCACUACAUUGGCAGGAUCUGACAUCAACGCAACCUUGAACGGCACGGCCAUUGAUCUAGACCUGCCUGACCGGAAUUUGGCUAAACGAUACCCGGUGACAUGGUACCUACCCCAUGAUGGCUAUCGCAAACAGCCAGCCAACGAUAAUGGACGGUAA
Drepanopeziza brunnea f. sp. 'multigermtubi' MB_m1 is the source of this 726-nucleotide messenger RNA. The record is from RefSeq and is a predicted model, not a curated record. NCBI's taxonomy places the organism in Eukaryota, Fungi, Ascomycota, Leotiomycetes, Helotiales, Drepanopezizaceae.